Messenger RNA from Tupaia belangeri chinensis (Chinese tree shrew), 1465 nucleotides. It is a transcript of the gene TRIQK, whose product is annotated as triple QxxK/R motif containing. Gene Ontology annotation, cellular component: endoplasmic reticulum membrane. The transcript has 5 exons. The coding region runs from base 278 to 538 and encodes 86 amino acids. The record is from RefSeq and is a predicted model, not a curated record. Lineage: Eukaryota; Metazoa; Chordata; Mammalia; Scandentia; Tupaiidae.
UUGCCUCGUCCCGCCCCUGCCUCUGAGUGACAGGACCGUGGACAGCAACAUUUCCAGCCGGACGCGAAGUUUGUCGGCCCUUGCCUUGGCUGAGCUGAGUAAGAAAAAACAACCAAGAAUAUUAUUUUUGGUAUCUGGAAUUGAGUUUGCCAGGAAUGCAAGCACAGCUUCCUCAGUAAAGACCUUGCUUUUGGAAACAUCUUACCCCUUGGCAGCUUUCCAGAGUUCAGACUUGGCAGCAUCAAGGACACAACGCAAGGCAUUUUGGAGAUCAAAGAUGGGUAGGAAAGAUGCUUCCACUACAAAACUUCCUGUUGAUCAGUACAGAAAACAAAUCGGUAAACAGGAUUAUAAAAAAACUAAACCUAUUUUACGAGCAACCAAAUUAAAAGCAGAAGCAAAGAAAACAGCAAUAGGCAUAAAGGAAGUUGGCCUGGUGCUUGCAGCUCUCCUCGCCCUCCUUUUAGCUUUCUAUGCUUUCUUUUAUCUCAGACUAUCCACAGAUGCUGAUCCUGAUUUGGACCCAGAUGAAGAUUAGCUGAGCAGCAAUCAAUGAACGAAAUGGAAAUAAUUUUAUAAAAGCACCUUUUGGGACCAAUACUAUCUGAUGUACUGAAUUAGUGUAUAGCUGGAUUUUUUUUCUGUUGGUAUUUUUAGUUUACAGAAAUAUCUUUUCAAACAGUUGCAUUGAAUAUCAAGAGAAGAAUCUUACCUAGCCCUAUAAUAUAUGUGGUGUAUGACCAGAUACUUUUAUAAAUCCUUCUGUUUUUAACAGCACCCUAUACCUGGCUCCUUUAGAUAAAAUGGAAAGCAGAUCUUAAUUUUUCAGAUGCCUUAGCCAAUUCAUGUGUAUAACUUUAUCAUUUACACAUUACCAAAUCUAUUUUUGUCCUCUAUAUAUCAUAAAUAAAAGUAUAUGUCCUCAUUUACAGAAACAUACUCAAAUCAUAUUCAGUGCUUAAGAAGGAAUGAAAAGUGAUGGGAUUUUUUUAUUUUACAAAGAAGCUCUGCUUUCUUUCCAGACGUAUUUUAUAUCAUUAGAGAGACUAUCUGCACAUACAUCUACAGCAGUCUCUUUUCCUUCUUUGCCAACUGUUCGUUGCACAUGUGCUUCGUCAGAAAUGGCACCUGGAUGACAGAAGCUCAAAGAGUCACAUAUGUCUCUAAAAUAGAGUUCCUUUCCUCUUGGGCUGUCUGAACUGGUGUAAAUAGAAAGUUCACUUGAUCUUGAUUUUAAUUAACUUAUUACUCUAUUAAUAUAAGCUUGGAAUUCUAUUUUAAUUAUGUUGUUCUGGCUGCUUGCAGUAUCCCUUUGCCCCUCUUGUUAGGGAGAUAUGUAACAAUCUGUCAUUUCAUUGUGCGGUGUUUUUCACACAACAGUGAUAACAGAAGUCCUAUCUAUGCAGAAUCAUUUUCCUGGUUUGUCUUCUAAAUCCGGACAAUACAAAAUUGUUUUAAAAAUUUA